This is a messenger RNA of Wallemia mellicola CBS 633.66, 1347 nucleotides long. It is a transcript of the gene Ste20p, whose product is annotated as Pkinase-domain-containing protein. Gene Ontology annotation, cellular component: cytoplasm. Gene Ontology annotation, biological process: intracellular signal transduction; regulation of MAPK cascade; protein phosphorylation. Lineage: Eukaryota; Fungi; Basidiomycota; Wallemiomycetes; Wallemiales; Wallemiaceae. Bases 1 to 1347 code for a protein of 448 amino acids. Gene Ontology annotation, molecular function: ATP binding; protein serine/threonine kinase activity. The transcript has 2 exons. The record is from RefSeq and is a predicted model, not a curated record.
AUGAAGAAGAGCAUUUCAAACCCUGGGUCAGUUAGAGGAGAGGCUCCUAGACCUGCACCACCUCCACCUAGACCUGCACCUCCACCUCAAUUAGAUAGAUCAGUUUCACAUCGUAUUCCUCCUAACCCAACGUCAGCAUCACGUACCCUUGAAAGAGCCAAAUCGCAACAAUCGCAACAAUCCAAACCAGCUGGUCCUUCUAGUAGUAUUGCGACUCCAAAUUCAUAUAAUCGCGCUCCACCACCAAUUCAUAACCCUCAAGUUCAAUUAGCUAAGCAACCAUCUGCUGCUUCUGCAGCACUUGCUAGAGCAGCCUCUAAAAAUAACAAAGUUAUACCACAAAUACCACCAUCACUCCAACCACAAUCACAACCACCACAGCAACAAUCUCCACAACAAGGUCCUGGACCUGUUCCACGUAGAAGAGAGAAUAACAAUGUUUCAAAACAGCAAUCAGAAGCAGAAAUUAUUCUCAAAUUACAAUCAAUUUGUACAGACGCUGAUCCAACAAAGUUGUACAAGAAUCUGGUAAAGAUUGGUCAAGGUGCAAGUGGUGGAGUUUAUACCGCUUAUCAAACAGGAACCAAUUUAUCAGUUGCAAUUAAACAAAUGAAUUUAGAACAACAACCGAAGAAAGAUUUAAUUAUCAAUGAAAUUAUAGUUAUGAAAUCAUCUAGACAUGUUAAUAUCGUGAACUUCAUUGACAGUUUCCUCUUCAAAGGUGAUUUAUGGGUAGUAAUGGAAUACAUGGAAGGUGGUUCAUUAACUGAUGUCGUUACUUGUAAUAUUAUGACAGAAGGACAAAUUGCAGCAGUUUCAAGAGAAAUAUUGGAAGGUUUAAGACACUUGCAUGAUCAUGGAGUUAUUCAUAGAGAUAUAAAAUCUGAUAACAUAUUGUUAUCGAUGCAAGGUGAUGUAAAAUUAACAGACUUUGGAUUCUGCGCAAGAAUUGGUGAAAACGCUAUGUAUGCUAAGAGAACAACGAUGGUCGGUACACCAUAUUGGAUGGCACCUGAAGUCGUUACACGUAAAGAGUAUGGAAGUAAAGUUGAUGUUUGGUCACUUGGUAUUCUUGCCAUUGAAAUGGUUGAAGGUGAACCACCAUACUUGAAUGAAAAUCCACUUAGAGCACUAUACUUAAUUGCUACGAACGGAACACCAAAAAUACAAAGUCCAGAGAAUUUAUCGCCGGUAUUUAGAGAUUUCUUAGCACGUUGUUUAGAAGUUGAUUGUGAAAGGAGGCUGAACGCAGUUGAUAUGCUUAGACAUCCAUUCUUGUCUUUAGCUGAACCAUUAAGAACGCUUGGACCAUUAAUUAAAGCCGCAAGGGAACAAUCAAAGAAGUAA